Oryzias latipes (Japanese medaka) is the source of this 3317-nucleotide messenger RNA. Its product is annotated as regulator of G-protein signaling 21-like. The record is from RefSeq and is a predicted model, not a curated record. Lineage: Eukaryota; Metazoa; Chordata; Actinopteri; Beloniformes; Adrianichthyidae.
UUUAAACACUAUUUUCACACAGGAGACGGGUCAUGAAAGCCGUGUCAGUCUGCCUGACUUCCUGCCACCCCACUCACUCAGCUUUUCUGUUGCAAUAUUUUGCUAUUUCCUCUUCCUCAUAUGUGGCUGUGGUUUAGUUUCGACUAAUUCUCCAUUUUCUUUCUUUUUGAAAUAAAUAGCUGGCAAAACGGCAAACAUAUUCAGUCUCAUGCAGUGGGAGAGCUACAACGCACGUGAGAAGGUCACAAUUUGCCUAUCUCUGUUACUUUCAUUUGCAUCCAGGCAGCACGACUUAAAAUAAUGGGAACACAGUCCGCUUUGAGCCUGUUGUUUGUUUGGUCAGUUGAGUAAGGAGGGGGAAUCAGACGCGUACAGAGAGGGAAAAGGAAAAGAAGUGAGGAGAGAUAAUAGGGAGAGAGGCAUCAAGAGGAGGGAGCCACACAUGUGUUGCUUCGAACUGUGAAGUUGGAGGAGAGGAGAUUCAAGCCAAGGAGGGGGAAGGAGUGCUUCCUCUUUGGUCUGUCUUGAGCUGCUGAUGCAUCACAGCAGCCUCUGUAAAUUGCGACAGGAAACCUCUGUAUAAAACGCAACAGAGGAGGAGGAGGUGGGGGGGUCUUUCGGAGUGCUUCUUAGUCGCAGCAUGUUCAAGACGGAGAAGCUGAAACUCUGGAGCUGACAAAACAAUGACCAGCUUAAUCGAGGAACCGCUCAAGAGACAGGACUUCAUCAUGGACAGAGAAAACAGUACAAGGAACAGGAACAUGGGAAAGAACUUUAUAUGCCGACUCCAGUGCAUGUUUUCCCAAACGUCGAGGCUAAGUUUAGACGAUACCCAACAAUGGUCACAGUCACUGGAAAGGCUGCUUGAGUCUAAAUAUGGACUGGCUACCUUUCAUAACUUUCUCAAAUCUGAACACAGUGAUGAGAAUAUUGAAUUCUGGCUCACCUGUGAGGACUACAAGAAAAGUAGGUCUUCAUACCGAAUGUCCUCAAAGGCCAAGAAGAUUUAUGAGCAGUUUAUCAAAGCAGAGUCACCUAAAGAGAUCAACAUUGACUAUCACACUCGAGAGCAGAUCAAAAGGAACGUCAAGACUCCCACUACGCAGUGCUUUGACGAAGCUCAGAAGAUAGUUUAUGGGCUGAUGGAAAGAGACUCGUACCCACGGUUUCUCCGCUCGGACAUUUAUAGAGGUCUCUUGGAAAGCCUCGCUGCUGACACCACAAAUGGAUGAAAGUGCAGUCAGGAGGAGAGAGAAAGGACGUAAAACCUAUAACUGGAAUGUCUGAGCUCCUUCAAGAGGAAGAACUGACAAGAGAGAGGGAAGAGGAGGUGGGGGUGGGAGGGCAGGGAGGGUUAGCCACUGCAGCACUUGAGCACAAACAUUGGCCUUGCGCCUCACUACCACCACCACCACCACCACCCCGUCCAAAAGCAAGCCACACACCUGGGGAGUGUGCAGAAGCAGGAAGCAGGAAGCAGGACGCAGUCAGCGCGUUAGCGGCCUUGUAGGCAGUGUCUGCACAGGAUGAGACAUUUGUGAAACGGAAGGUCUCGGACACUGAAUGAAUCAGCAGGAUGGUGCACUUCUGCUCUGACUGUAGAGCUGUGUAAGCAAAACUUUCAAUGGACCCCCCCUUUGGCCUUUUACUCAGAGGUGUUUCCUCUGCAGAUAAAAAAAAAAAAAAAACAGAGGAUGUAAGAUGCAAAGCCAGAUUUUUUUAUUUUAUUUUUUUCGCAGUGUGUAUGUAUGAAUAAGUAGGACAGAGUUUUGGGCCAGUUUAAAAACAACUUUUUUUUUUUAAUUAGGACUUUAAAGUUGUAAAUUUACGAGAAAAAAAACAUAACUGUUAAAUCACAAGAAAAAGGUCAUAAAUUAACGAGAAAAAAGUUGUCCGUUUAUCAGAGCUUUGCUUGAAGAUGAAAAAUGUGGAGCAUUUUGUAGAACUUUAUUUCAGGGAUAGGUUUCAAAAACAAAUAAAUUCUGAACCUUUUGGCAACUCAAAUCAAAUUGUUGAUAGUGUAGCCAGCUUUAUGGGGUUUAGUGUCGGUAAAGCGGAGUUUCAUUUGUGAAAUAAAGAGGUCAGAAACAUGUUUCGAGGACCGAUAAUUUAGUAUGCCCUUUUCAUUCACAUACCCAGAAGUGCAUUUGUCACCUUAUGUCAUGUCAUGCUCACAAGAAACACCAAAGCGGAAGGAAAACAGUGUUCCUUAUGUCCCCUCCUCAAGAUGAAACGUUUCAUUUCAACAUAAAACAACAAAGAUAAAGGAAAAUAGUCUGUUAUAUUAGCAUAAGAACGUUGAAAUGCCAAAAAGUGAUGCUUCCUCAGACAGAAGCGUCACACAGACUUCUGUCUGAGAUCUUGUCUUUCCUGGAGGAAGAAAGGAUUGAAGUGGACAGCUGCAGGGUAUUCCGAUGGCUGCAUUACCGGGCUGCAGAAAUCCUGCAAGCAAAUAAAACAUUAAUAAAUCGUAAAUCAAACAAAUGAGCUUCCAAACAUUUUUAACAUUAUCAAUAAACAUUCAGCUUACCCGUUCAACUAAGUUAAGUUGGUCUGCUCUGCUGACGCACGGCGUUCACUUGCUGCUGAACUGUAUAUUCUCACUUCCACUUUAAUCUCGUAAAUUUUACUUUUUUUUUUAUAUCCCUAAAACUCCAGCGUAAAUAAGAGACAAAUUUAAUGUUGGCAUUCAAAUAUAAGCUGUUGCAAAUGAGCUGGCCCAACGAUAAUAAUGACACCACUAAGUUUAAAAGAAAAUCUAUAAGAAAUGGAGGAUGCACGUUAAAAGAUACUUUUUUUUCCCUUAAUCAACCUUAGGAUUGUAGAAUCAAAUGCAUGUAAAUAUACAUUUUUGUCUAAACUGAACAUGAUGAUGCAUGUUUAACAUCUAAUAGUUGCAGUUGAAAAUUGGAAUGAGUACAACAUUUUUUUUAAACUAGCUGCACUACUGAAACACUGAAUUUUCCAAUUAGAAGCUGCUGAUGUUGAGUUGAAUUUGUCAAAGAGGCUGACUACCAACUGAUUUCUAAACCACAGCACUGCAGUGUGAAAGAGUUCUGCGUGAUAACACAUUUGGGUUGCGUAAUGAUAGAAAUAGGAUGUUUCACAUAGCAUGACAGGAUGUUAAAAUUCCUUAAGUUUCCUGAGAGUACUUUUUUCUAAAGCACAUGGUUUGAAUGUUUGUUCUUGUUAAGGAGUUAAGUUAAAUUUGAGUUUUGUGUUAUUUAUUGUAAAUUGUCACACAAUGAGUACAGUUUGUUGUAGAAAGAUGUAAUAAAUUUGAAUGACAUUAAAUUAUUUUAAUAAUCUCCUCAAAA